AUGCCUUUUCAGUUUAUACUCCCUACUACAAAACGCUUCUUUUUCUCAUCGAGUAUCGCCUGCGAGUCACACCCCUCCCUACCUCUUAAUGCGAGCACGCAUCGUGGGGUUUUAGGCGACUCUUUGAAGAAGCAUAAACAAUUACCAGCUGCCUCUCAGGCACCAAAUCUACCUUCAGUAAUCUCUAAUUUAAAUAACUAUCUUCCAUAUCUCCUUGCUAUCGACGCUGGUUUGAGUAACAAGUCGGUUUUUGGUGAGCAGCUCAGUGUGGUUUUGACGUCUACCCCUGCUAUAAAAUGGCGGCCUACUUUAUCCGACUAUGCUAUACCCGGGAAAGAAAUAUCUAGGGUUAAAGUACAGUCCUUAGAAUAUGAAUUAUUCUUCACUCUUUCGACCUUAGGUUAUACUAAUACUUUACUUGCCCGCUAUACCCUACAUCCACUCUAUAUUACCUCAGGUCCGCUUCUCGGUCCGCAGGAGCGUACUAAGAUAAUUACUACGGCUACAAAAUAUCUACUGGAUGCAGCCUCGGCGCAUGACUAUGUUGCUCGUCGAGCCGAGAGUCUUACCACCAUCCCCCCUUGUCCUGAUAUAUCCCAGUCCACCGCCCGCGCUAUGUCUUUACUUGCCCUAGCUGAGGCCACCUUACUUGCAGUCCUUAAGGAUGAUCCAUAUCCAGCUGCUGUUGCUCAAGACCGCAACGAAAAUGACCGAGAGUGGAUGUAUAAGGCGCCUGAGAUACCCAAAGUUCGGGCUCACUUAUUUGCUCGGCUCUGUCUUGCGGCUGCGGAUCAUGCAGCUCAAGCAUCUUCCUUAUGCAAGUCACCCGGAAGAGGAUCCUCAAAACUUAACGAAGGAUUGCUACGAUAUCUAGAGGACUUCCGGAGGACGAGCCGCGCAAAGGCAUGCCGAUUUUUUGCUAUCGAUGCUGAGCUGUCAGGUCAAACCGGCAGCGCACUGGGCUGGCUGCGGUGCGGCUUUCAAGAACUUGGCAUCGAGUAUAAGGAGACCAAAAAGGGCCUAAGCCUCAGCCGCAUGAAGAAGGAUUGGACUGAGAGGAGGGAAGACAAGAAAAUCGAAAGGGGUACUAACUGGGGCACGGACGCUGGGAAACUAGAGGAGACGCGCGUGAUCGAGAUGCUGGAUGCGAAAUGGACCAAAAUCAACGAUACCAUGCUCACGCAGGCUAUCCCGUCGCCGGGGACAUUGUUAGCCAGUCUUCCCUCCGGAAGGGAUAUGCACACAAUCAAACCAUACCAACCCCCGGAGCUCGAGAGAGAGUCUCUAGAAAGUAUGCGUGCACCGCCGGACGGGCCGGACAACUACCAAGGCGUCGAGCUUAGUUCGGAUGACGAGGAGGGGACUGCCCUCGCGUCACCGGUCGGCGCAUUCCCGGGCACUCAUGAAGAUUACCGGAGUGCGAGUACGAGGUCGUACUACUAG
Daldinia childiae is the source of this 1443-nucleotide messenger RNA. Its product is annotated as pH-response regulator protein palC. The transcript is spliced from 2 exons. The coding region runs from base 1 to 1443 and encodes 480 amino acids. The record is from RefSeq and is a predicted model, not a curated record. Gene Ontology annotation, biological process: cellular response to pH. Gene Ontology annotation, cellular component: plasma membrane. Lineage: Eukaryota; Fungi; Ascomycota; Sordariomycetes; Xylariales; Hypoxylaceae.